Molecule: messenger RNA, 820 nt
Organism: Cornus florida
Lineage: Eukaryota; Viridiplantae; Streptophyta; Magnoliopsida; Cornales; Cornaceae
Exons: 5
Coding region: 41-571 (176 amino acids)
Source: RefSeq, a predicted model, not a curated record
ACAAAGCUAACAAAAUGAAGUAAAUCGCUCUAAGCAAACAAUGCUACACACAACUGGGACAAUGAGUUAUGCGCGGAAGGCUGAAAAGAUGAAGUUGAAAUCAGGGAAGGCGCCAACUCGUGCUCAACUAUUUUGCGCAACACAUAAGAGCAAGAAGGAUGACAAAGCUAGUGAUGAACAUGCUGCCAAAAUGAUUACACAACUAGAAGAGCUUGCUGCAACUCAGCCUUCUAACCCAGAUGAACCUUCACCCCAUGAUUUUUAUGCCCAAGUUAGGGGAGAAGAAAGAAGGGGCCGUGUUCGGAUGUAUGGCUUGGGACCUACGCCAACUAGUCUUUGGGGGCCAUCUCCUAGUAAAGCGGAGCUGAUAAGGAGGACCUCACAAGCAGAGGAAGAGGCACGUCGUGCUCGUGCAGAAAUGAAUGAGAAAGUGGACAAGAUGCGUGCCGAGUAUGAUGAAAAAUAUGAAGCUUUGAAUGCAAAGAUGGCUAUGAUUUUACGUCAUAUCGAAAAUCAAAAUUCUAAUGUACAGGUACCCGGCUCCUCAACUACUACACUUGGUGAUCCUUAAACUUUAUUUUUGGUCAUGGAAUUUCAUCCUUGGGCAAUUUGAAGGAAGACGAGAGAUGAAAUUGAACCAUUAAUUCUCAAGGCCCUCGCAUAGUCUCACUCAAAUUCUCAAUGAAAUUUUGAUGUUUUAUUUUGCAUGAUUUCCUUUUGAACCUUUUAUUAGCACUUGACAUUUUGAAACAAAACUUAGAUGUUAUGGGAUGUUAUUGAAUUUUAAUGCAACUUUCUUUGUUCUAUGUUAUAUAUCAAA